Molecule: messenger RNA, 2616 nt
Organism: Closterium sp. Naga37s-1
Lineage: Eukaryota; Viridiplantae; Streptophyta; Zygnematophyceae; Desmidiales; Closteriaceae
Source: the annotation of a GenBank genome assembly
AUGUGCUCGACCAUUUUUGGCGACGAUACCUGCUGGAAGCCAAUGUUGCUGGCAGGUGACCUGAAUGUCAUUGAGGAUCCUGCACUGGAUAAGACGUCGGGGAUUGGCUCAAGAGGGGAAAAUGACUGGUUAAUGUCAAUCUGUAGUAGCUUCGAUGCCCGAGAUGCCUUCAGGGCGCUCCAUCCCUGCCUGCGGGAGUACACCUUCUAUGCGGCGGCGGUGCAGGAGAGCACAAGGAUUGACAUGAUCCUCCUCUCACAGGCGCUGCUCCACCAGAUCCACGAGGCUUACAUGGUGGAAGAGCGGAAGCGAGUAGCGGCCACGACUGCGCAUCUUGAACGCGAAGUCGGGGAGCUGAGGCAGCAGGUGAUGAGCAGGCCUCGAUGCUCGCGGGCGAAGGCGCGGCUGGCGAAGUGUGAAGCCAAACUCAAAGCCUAUGUGGAAGGAAGGCGCCGUAAGAUGCAGGAGCAGGCAGGAAUCAAAGUGGAAAUGAAUGGCGAAGCUCCCACGGGUUUCCUCUCGUCCCGGAUAAAGGCGCGGAAGGCAAAGAUGCGCCUGGUGGAUAUAUUUCACCAGGGCUUACGGUAUGAAGCGGCUAAGGAGGCGCCGAAGGCUGCGUCGGAUUUUUACACCAAGCUUUUUGCGGCUGGUGCGGACUCACAGUUGAACUGGCCGGUGGACAAGCGCCUCUCCCCAGAGGAUGCGGUGGAGCUCAGUGCGCCUUGGGAAGAAGCGGAGGUCAAGCGCGCGUUGGCGGAGAUGGCGCCUGGCAAAACACCGGGGCGUGAUGGUCUCCCGAAAGAGCUCUGGGAGUCACAAUGGGACCUGUUGGGGGGGCAGAUGAUGCGGUUCCUGAAGGAGUUUGAGCGAACGGGGCUGUUAUCCAAGGAAUUUUCGACUGCAGUGACGGUGCUUCUGCAUAAGAAGGGGGCCAAGGAUGACUUGCAGAACUACCGCCUGAUUACGCUGCUGAGCACGGUUUACAAGCUCAUCGCAAAGAUACUGGCAAACCGGAUAAAAAAAAAGCUGGAGAGUGUGGUGUCGGCCGGGCAAUUUGGUUUCUUACCUGGAAGGGGCAUUGCUGGCGCGGUGGCAAUUGCGGCGGACGUGAUCGAUGCUGCGGACACCAGGAAGGAAGACUGGCUCAUGCUCCUGGUGGAUUUCCGCAAGGCCUUUGACUUGGUGGCGCGCGGGUACCUGUUUGAGGUGCUGCGGAAGAUGGGCUUCCCGGAAGUCUACGUGAAGUGGGUAGAAGGCUUGCAUCAAGGAGCAGCAACCCGCAUCUGCAAUGACGGCUGGCUGAAAGAGGAGGUCCCCGUCCAGACUGGGGUGAGGCAGGGCUGCCCCCUCGCGCCGUACCUCUUCUUGUGCGCGGUGGAGCCUUUCUAUCAGGAGGCGAAGAGGAGGUGGUUAGGGAUCAAUGUCAAGGGAGCAGGAAAGCUGACUUACCUGGGGUAUGCCGAUGACACCACCCUACUGUUGAACGGUCGCUCGCAGCUGGGGGAUGCUGAGCUGCUGCUCAAGGAGUUCGAGCAGGUGUCGGGGCUGGCGGUUAGCUGGGACAAGUCGGUGGUGCUGCCGCUGGGGAGUCAACGGGAUAUACCGCCGCCAGUGGAUUGUUCCUUCAAAUGGGCGUCGCGUGAUGAUGCGGAGCGCCUGUUGGGGGUCUGGAUCACACCGGGGGGGGGGACGCAAAGCCAGCCGGGCUUCAUUCUCUGGAAUGGGGAUCUCAUGCAACUCGGAGGGGAGGAAGGGGGACUCGGGGUGAUAAACCUUAAGGACUGGCUGGACGCAGAAGCGCUUCACUCGUUGGCGCAACUUCUCACGGAGGAGAUGCCACAACGGCGACUGUUGGCGGAACGAGCGGCGAACUUCUCGCUUGGCUAUGUCUCCCUCCUUGCACACGAGGCACUGCUGAAGGCAUGGGGCACGGGGACUGAUCGUUGGAAAGCAAUCACGGCCGCAGUAAUGUCAUCGCCGGUCGUCAAGAACCUGGCGGUCGGGAGCAGAUGGGACAUCGAGAAGGAACGGGUGCUUUUCAACAGGCAUAUCCUGCGUGAUGGCGGAUACCCCUUCGGGCGGCGAAAGGGUGAUGAGGCCCUUCACGAGAUUAUGGUGGGGGACCUGCUCAUGAACCAGCUUCACUGCGCGAAGAUGAGUCUGCACGAGGACGGGAAGGUGUGGUUCGUGCCCGAGGGGGCGAGAGUUAAAGCGCUGUCUGUGACAGAGGUCACGCCGUUGGCGGUGAUGGGGGACGAGGUGAUCGGGGAGCUGGGCGAGCCGCGCAACAGGCUAUUAAAAUCAGAGCUCUGCAUGGGUAAGCUGGCGGCCUCUCUGAAGCAGCUGAGAGUAGGAUUGGGGGGGAGACGCAAGCAGCCGGACAAGCUGCCUCGCCGUGCAGAGUGGGAACAACUGUGGGGGAAGAAAAUUGACUGGAAGCGGGCGAUUGCGCGCAGAGACUCCCAUGUGGUCCCCGCAAAGGCACGGGACGUCUUGCUGCGCGCUCACUGCUUCAAUCUGCAAGUGGGGAACCGUUUGAAGUUCUUGGGCGAGCGGGCGAAAUGCCUGCACUGCGGGGAAGCGGAGUCGGUGGACCAUGCCAUGUUCUCCUGCUGA